Molecule: messenger RNA, 535 nt
Organism: Gambusia affinis (western mosquitofish)
Lineage: Eukaryota; Metazoa; Chordata; Actinopteri; Cyprinodontiformes; Poeciliidae
Gene: higd2a
Product: HIG1 hypoxia inducible domain family, member 2A
Exons: 2
Coding region: 32-385 (117 amino acids)
Biological process (GO): mitochondrial respirasome assembly
Cellular component (GO): mitochondrion
Source: RefSeq, a predicted model, not a curated record
UGUUUUAUUUAGUCAGCGUUCCAGCACUGUCAUGGCGGCGGCAGCGACACCAACGGCUCCCGAUCAAGCACCUAAAAUGCAGGUACCGGGGCAGUUACCCUUUGACCCGUCUCAGGCCCCGGUUAUCGAAGGCUUCACCCCAAUAACGCUGAGCAAAAAUGAGAGCUUUAAGGAAAAGUUCUUGAGGAAAACCAAGGAGAAUCCCUUCGUCCCGAUAGGUUGUGCAGCAACAGCCGGAGCGCUGCUGUAUGGUCUUCGUGCCUUCCACCAAGGAAAAACCAGACAGUCCCAGCUGAUGAUGAGGGGUCGUAUUUUUGCUCAAGGCUUCACCGUAGUCGCCAUCAUCGUUGGCAUCUUUACCACGUCGUUCAAACCAAAGCAGUGAAAACGAACGAAUCUCACGCUUCUUGAAAAGUGUCCAUUCACUCUGGACUCAGUCCAGAUCCAUUGUUGAAUUGGCCUCUGAAUAACUGAAUGAUGUGUAAUGUAGUCAGCAUUGUUCAGUUACACAGCCUAUUUAUAGUUAGUUUUUUUU